Molecule: messenger RNA, 1722 nt
Organism: Miscanthus lutarioriparius
Lineage: Eukaryota; Viridiplantae; Streptophyta; Magnoliopsida; Poales; Poaceae
Source: the annotation of a GenBank genome assembly
AUGUCCCUGUUUAGCUUGGCCUUGCUAUGGUUAGCUCUCUCACUUGUAGCAGCCGUCGAACCAGCAGAUGACCAAGAGGCUAGCUGCUCGCCCAAGUUAUGCGGCAACCUGACUAUCUCAGACCCAUUUGGAUUUGUUCCGGAGCAGGCAACGGACACAAAAUGCGGUCGUCUGGGAUUCGAGGUCCAUUGCAACAACAGCAUUCCAUACCUCGGGUAUUAUCGGCGGAAGUAUAGAUUCCGGAUCCUCAACAUCUUCUACGACAACAGCUCCUUGCUUGUCGCUGAUAUCCACAAGCUCGAGGACUUCAUCGGAUCCAACUCCAAGGGCUGCCAUGUUCUGACUUCCAACACCUCCUCCAAAAUCGGUCUUCCAUUCUCGAUCAGCCCUGUCAAUCUGAACCUCAUCUUCUACAUGUGCACCAAGACACCGGAGCCGGAUAUGGGGCUUGUGGAGACGAAAUGUGGCAGCAGCUUGCUUGUUCAUGUUGGAGGGCAUUACAAUGACUCGAGCAACUACACGCAGUACUCAGUUGAGGGAUGCAGCACUACCCUUGUGCCAGUGCGGGGGGCAUUUGGCGAGGCGAACGCGAGCAGCUAUGAGCAACUCAUCAGCGAUGGCUUCCUCUUGACAUGGCAGCCACCAACUGGUUCCAUGUCUGCUACAGCUGGGUUGUUUUUCACAUGUCUUCUUUGGUUCAUAUACCGUCGGAAACAAAAGCUCGGUGUCUUCAUUCUCCAAAAGCAUGCUCGGAGUAAAUCAAAUAUGGAAGAGAUAAUAAGGAGAUAUCAAUCACUGACCCCAAAGAGGUACAGUCACUCGGAUCUGAAGAAAAUAACAAGAGGUUUUAAGGAAAAAUUAGGAGAGGGUGGUUAUGGUACAGUAUUCAAGGGUACUCUACCAGAUGGCCAUAUGGUUGCUGUGAAACUCUUAAAAGGGUCCAAAGGCAAUGGAGAGGAAUUCCUAAAUGAGGUUACUACUAGCAUUGGUAGGACCUCCCAUGUCAAUAUUGUCAGUUUAUUUGGCUUUUGUUUACAGGGAUCUAAGAGAGCCCUUGUUUAUGAGUACAUGGCCAAUGGCUCUUUAGAGAAGUAUAUUUAUUCAGAGAGUUUAAAGUCGGCACUUGGAUGGGAAAAAUUGAGGAAAAUAGCUAUUGGCAUCGCCCAUGGCCUGGAGUAUUUGCAUCAGGGCUGCAGCACCCGCAUCAUCCAUUUUGAUAUUAAGCCCCACAACAUCCUUCUUGACGAAGACUUCUGUCCGAAAAUUGCUGAUUUCGGAUUGGCAAAACUGUGUCAUGUCAAGGACAGUGCUCUCUCAAUGGGUGACGCAAGAGGCACCAUUGGUUUCAUUGCUCCAGAAGUGUUUUAUAGAGGGUUUGGAGUUGUGUCAACUAAGUCAGACGUUUACAGCUAUGGAAUGAUGAUACUACAAAUGGUAAGCGGCCGGGGAAAUACUGAGAAUUCUAGUGAAACGUAUUUUACCGACUGGAUUUAUGACUGCAUGUUAAAGGAUUUGCAAAGCCAUGAAGUCACAUCCGAGCUAGAAGAGACUGCAAAGCAGAUUGCUCUAGUUGGCUUGUGGUGCAUACAAAUGGCCCCAGGAAGUCGUCGUCCUUCCAUGAAUACAGUCACAGAAAUGUUGGAGAAGAAUAUCAACGAAUUGAAAAUGCCACCCAAGCCAUUCCUUUCCUGCCCCCUGCCCCAAUCACAUUUCUCAUCUUAG